UGUGGAUGGUGGAUUGUAUGGUAUGACAAAUUAACGUUAGAGAUUAGACUGUACAGAAAUUGAAAUCUACAGUCACUAGAUGGCGUUGUUCUGUUUAGAAACAUUCAAAGGUCGAACAGCUAUCAAAAUGGAAUCCAACUCUAAACUGGAGAAUAGUUUUAAAGUGAAACCCUACCCUGUGGAUCUACCUGUGCAGCAUUAUGGCGAGCUGAGCACAGGAUGUGACGAAUACAUGUCCAGUGUCCAGUCAGAUGGUGCCAUGCCUUCUUUCUCCCUUCCUCAUGGACAGAAAGUGGAAGUAACCAGUGAGAACAUUGGUCGGCUUGCAUUUCUGAGAGAUGGUGAUUUAUCACAUUUUAUUCUUGCUCUCCACACACCUGAGGAUGAAACACAAGUGGUUGCCGUGUACUUGCAAGGCAAAUGGUGGCCUGUUGGUGAUGUUUUGAAGACAUCCAACAAAUCAAGAUGUGGACUUGUGUUAGUGGAGUCAGUGAUGGAGAGAGUUGUGCUAUUCCUGCUCAGUCAAGUUAUAUUUGGAAUGUUGGAAAGGCCUGUCGGAGAAGACCUAUAUUUUUCUGCAUAUUCCAUGUCGGAACAUGGCAAAAUUCUCUGGCAAAAUGGUGAAGCGGUUGGGUUUUACACAGUCAAAAAGAAGGGCAGCCUGUGUGAUGGCUGCACUGGUCAGAGUUAUCAGCUCCCUGUGCUGGACACUGUGUUUGUUCGCUCUCACUGGAGAAGGACCGGGCUUGCUUUACAGAUGCUGGAGGAUUUCUGCUCAUCCCAACCCUCUGAGGGCAUUCUGGGAAUUAGCUUUCCUAUGUCUCCUGGCAUGUAUGGAGUUUGCAAGAAGUAUCUCGGGAUCCACAAAGAAGAUCGAGACCGUCUUUAUGAGGUGGAAGCCCCGGGUGAAUGGGCUCAGAGACGCAAUGUGUGGUUAAAUAUCCAGCUGCGGGACCUCCCAAAACACUAGACUUUGUGGCUGUUACUGCAGUGAUCAGGACAGUUUAUCUCUGAGGUGGUGCUUUUUACAGGUGGAAACUGUAAAAAGAGCAGAGUCCACACAGCUCAUACAGGCACAAAACAAGAAGUUGAUUUAGAAGAAGAGGGGAUCCUGCUACAACGUGGCUCAUCAGUCAGUCUCAAAGAAACAUCAAGCUCAGAAAAGAAGCGACCAGCAGAUCAGUCCAACACAGGGACUAACUUUAAAAAAGCCAGGGCUUAACACUCAUGUGCCCAGAAAGAUCUCAGACAGGAACUGUCCUUUCAAAGCCAUAACAGAGAGCCUAAAUAUUCAAGAUGGUACUCUACGAAUUAUGUAGAUGUGGGCAAAUAAAUAAGUUCUAAAUAAAUAUAUGAUAUGAUGCUUUAUGGGUUUAUCUUUAUUACCAUAGAGUGCUACCAUAGAGUAUGACUGUUUUUAUUGUGUGUGUUUAAUUGGUAGUGAUUUAGUGUUAGUGAUUUAUUUUUCUGGAAUAUGUAAUUGUGUACAUUUUAUUGUGUUAUGUUACAUUUGACAAAGCAAAAAUAUUCCCAUGAAAUUAAAAAAAAAAAUCUAAUAUGGUGUUUUCCAAAUAGAUAUGGGUCAGAAUCUACCCAAAGUGCUGUAUGUUGCAGAGAUACCAAAUGUUUGGUGGUGUAACCAUGACAACUCCCUCUCCUUGGUCUUUAAAAAUGACUAAAUGUUCAAAUUGAGCACUCUUACGGACAUAUAAUAUUUAUAUCUGUUUAUUCUUCUAAAUUUUUGUCAGAAAUCAACAUCAUUUCAAAUCAGAAUAUUGUUAUAUGUUACGAAACAGGGCAUUGAUUUCAUACAUGACUUCUGUAGAGGAUACCAGGACAACAGGGCUCCCAUUAUUACACAUCUUUUUUCAUUACAUGUUGCCCCGAGAACACAUUAAUACGCAAAUUAGAUGCAUUGCAUAGAAUGGGAAUGGCAUUUAUGGCCAUGUUUACACGUACAGUCAAACCAAAAUGUAUUCAGACACCUUGAACAUUUCAUUCAUUAUUACAAUUCAUUCACUAUAGUUUAAAAAAAAUGGUAAUAAAAUAUGACAAGAUCUCAGAGUUAAACUGUCAGAAAAAAAUUAUCUUAAUUAUGUCCGAUAACACUUAAGCAAAACAUGGUCAGGUCAAAGUGUCUGAAUAAUUUUUGGUUCCAAAUUUUUAUCAAUUUUACUGGUAGUCCACUGUAUGAAGAAUUUUUGGGUAUAAUAUGUCACAGUUUACUUUAUUUUGCCAUCCUCACUUACAUGAAUGAACUAUAGUGUCCUGCACCCACUAGUAAAAAUAUAUCAAAAAUGUCAGAAUAAUUUUUGGUUUGACUGUAUAUUGCAUAAUGUAAAAUGGUAUGUCAAUCAUUGUGUUAGGCUAUAUCUUUCAUAACAUAGUUUAGAAUAAUCUUUAUACAAAGUUUGGGUUAAAAAAAAGCUUGAAACCUAAAAAUCGAUUGGUGAAUAAAAAAAAAAAACAUUGUUUUUGCCUAUUCAUGUCUUUUA
Molecule: messenger RNA, 2495 nt
Organism: Ctenopharyngodon idella (grass carp)
Lineage: Eukaryota; Metazoa; Chordata; Actinopteri; Cypriniformes; Xenocyprididae
Gene: fam169b
Product: family with sequence similarity 169 member B
Exons: 10
Coding region: 80-970 (296 amino acids)
Source: RefSeq, a predicted model, not a curated record